Molecule: messenger RNA, 1171 nt
Organism: Aspergillus heteromorphus CBS 117.55
Lineage: Eukaryota; Fungi; Ascomycota; Eurotiomycetes; Eurotiales; Aspergillaceae
Exons: 4
Coding region: 1-1089 (362 amino acids)
Source: RefSeq, a predicted model, not a curated record
AUGGGACGCUUUUCGGGAGACACGCGAGAUCCGGCCGUCAAUGUCACCAACUGGUUCCUGCUCGUCACGGCUGCCCUGAGCGUCAUUUUUCGCCUGGGCACCAAGUAUGGCUCUUUCCGUACCUUUACCAACGACGACUACCUGAUCAUCGCCUCCUUGAUCUUCUGCGCCGGGCAAUCCAUCGCUGUGUCCAUGUCCGUCGCCAACGGCUAUGGCUACCACAUCUUCACUCUGACCCCGGAUCGCAUCGACCGGAUGAUGCAGAGCCAAUAUGCCGCCUCGCUGCUCUACACCAUCAGCCUCUGUCUCUCCAAACUCUCACUCUCCUGCUUCAUCCGCAACCUCACCCCAGCCGCCAAAGACGAGUUUGUCGCCCUCGUCGUGCAGGCCUCUAUCACCGUCGUCGCCCUGAUCGACCUCUUCGGAACCGCCUUCCAAUGCAACCUCCCCCAGCCGUGGAACUACUACACCGGAAAGUGCAUGGACCUGGAAGCAUGGCACUACUUCACUGGCGCGACCAACAUCACGACCGACGUUAUGAUCACCCUCCAGGCACUGUACCUGAUCUCGCGGAUCCAAACAUCCCGGAGACGCAAGCUCGUGUUCGCGAGUAUCUUUCUCUCCCGGGUCUCGGUCAUCCUCGCCAGCAUCAUCGAACUGGUUCUUGUCUCGCAGAACAUCCGCACCACCGACCCCUCCUGGGCCACCUGCGGGGUAACCAUCACCAUCGAAGUGAUCCAGUGCACGAGCAUCGUGUCGGCCUGCUGGGCGCAACUGAAACCGUUCCUGAAAAUGCUCAAGUCCAACGGGCUGCGCAUCCAGGGCGUCGACUACCGCUCCACCACCCACACCAAGUGGUCGACCACCCGGUCGGGCAAUAACCAUCACAACGCCGGCGAGACGGCCAAGUUCACCCGCAGCGGCGAGCACGAGUUGAUGGGCAUGGGUGCGGGGGAAGGCAAUCUCACCACCGUGUCGGCGGCGAGGCUGUCCGACGACGAUCACGAUAGUCAGUCCAGUCAGGCGGGGAUUAUUCGGGAGACCAGGACGUGGGUGGUUACGGAUCAUCGGAGGAGUGAGGAGUCGUGAUCAUCAUCAUUAUUAUCCUGGUUUGAUUCAUUGGGACUGCGAUCAGUCGGAUAUAUCUUUUCUAUUUUCUGUUUUUUUUUUU